UUCCACAAUAACAACAAGAGCUAAGUUUAUACAAAUACAUGUGUGUGUAUAUAUAUGUCACACUUUGGAAGACAAAUACAAGCACAAGUCUUAUCCCAACUCUUUCUUUCUCCAAGCUCCAGAGAGAGAGAGAGAGAGAGAGGGAGAGAGAGAGAGAGAGAGAGAGAUGGGAAGAGCUCCAUGCUGUGACAAGGCAAAUGUGAAGAAAGGGCCAUGGUCACCUGAAGAAGAUGCAAAGCUUAAGGAAUACAUAGAGAAGAAUGGCACUGGUGGCAACUGGAUUGCUCUCCCUCACAAAGUUGGGCUUCGAAGAUGCGGGAAAAGCUGCAGACUGAGAUGGCUGAACUACCUGAGACCAAAUAUCAAACACGGCGAAUUCUCCGACGAUGAAGACAGAAUCAUCUGCACCCUCUUCGCCACCAUCGGAAGCAGGUGGUCGAUAAUCGCAGCUCAAUUGCCGGGAAGAACUGACAACGACAUCAAAAACUACUGGAACACAAAGCUGAAGAAGAAGCUCUUCAACAAUAUGGCUAAUAAUCAGCCAAAUCUCCCAUCAUCAACCCCUCCGUUUCUGCAGCCAGCACCCCCACUGUGUGACAAUGUGUUGGUGUUUGGGGGAGGAGAUCAAGGCACCAAUCAGAUCGGCCAUCAGAGCUUCUGCUAUUUUGGCGAUGAUCAGAACCAGCAAUUCUUCUUCAACGACGCCUGCUCCGCUUCGUCGUCUUCGUCGCCGUCGGCGAAUUACGGCUGCUUUAAUGAUAAUCCGCAGGAUUACUACGCUAGCAUCGAGGAGAUUAAGGAGCUAAUCACCAGCGUUAAUGCUAACGACGGCCUCAGCUUUCUCAUGGAUGAAAUCAAGACGGAAGAGAAAGUUUGGUGUAAUGAUCACAAGAUUUUCAAGAUGCAUAUUUUCAUGGAAAUUGGAGCACACCACUUCUCCCUGAAAUCAAGAAAACUAUUAUACUAGUAGUAUUUUUUUCGAAGAUUAUAGUGUCGUUUUUGGAAGUUUGCUUACAUAUUAAGACAUGAGUUAAAGUGUGUAAUACAAUUUUAAUUAAGUGGUGCAAAUUGACAACCACAUCUAUGUAUACUAAGAUUACGGAAACGGUGGAUUAAUUAUAAAUUAGAAAGAAAUGCCAAAAAAUUACAUAACUAGAAA
Messenger RNA from Salvia miltiorrhiza (redroot sage), 1159 nucleotides. RefSeq names its product transcription factor RAX2-like. The coding region runs from base 167 to 967 and encodes 266 amino acids. The record is from RefSeq and is a predicted model, not a curated record. Lineage: Eukaryota; Viridiplantae; Streptophyta; Magnoliopsida; Lamiales; Lamiaceae. The transcript has 4 exons.